AGAGCCCGAUCAUCAGGGUCCUACUCAGGCUACGGUAGUCGCACAGUUUCGCGACUAUCAUGCAGAGAAGUUCUCAGGACAGGGCGACCCCGGUAUCGUUGAUGAAUGGAUUCAGGGGUUGGAGUUCAUCUUUGAGGUUAUGGAAUGCCCCGAUAGAUAUCGCGUAGUUUGCGCUCAGCUUCAGCUCACUGGUGAUGCGAGGCUCUGGUGGAACGCCUACUGGAGCAUGCGUCCCGGUGAAAAGGCGGGUUGUACAUGGGACAUGUUCAAGAAUCAAGUCCGCGACAAGUACUACCCUUCUUACUAUCGGGCAGAGAUGGAGCGCCAGUUCUUAGCGCUUCAGCAGGGCACUCGUACUGUCGAUGAGUACGAGCGAGAGUUCACCAGACUUGCAGGUUUCGCACCGGAUCUUGUUCGCACGGAGGCCCAGAGAGCUCAGCGGUUCAUCGACGGACUUUACCCAGCAGUCCGUCAUAACAUUGUGGGACACGGGACUCAGACGUAUGCACGAGCAGUCUCUAUCGCCCAGGAGGUUGACGCUAGUAUCAGGAGGGAGGCCGUUCGUGAUCGUACUCAGCCAUCUGCCCCAGCUCAGCCAGUUACAGUUCCACCAGCUUUACCACUUACCCAGCCGCCCAAGAACAACAAGAGGAAGGGGAAAGGUGCCCCGACAGACAAGAGGACCCGACGGAGGUUACAAGAGAUUUUACCGUGCCCGACUUGUGGUCGACUUCACAGGGGAGAGUGUCGUGUUGGACAGGACAUCUGUUACUUUUUCCAGGAGCCGGGACACUAUGCGAGUCGUUGCCCGAAGAAACUCCAGCAGCAGCCUCAGCAGCCACCACAGCAGCAGCAGCCGCGACAGCAGGUGCAGAGACCGCCCCAGCAGCAGCAGCAGCAGCAGAGGGGCAGGCAGCAGGCCAGGGUUUACGCGGUCGAUCAGGUGGAGGCAGCACAGCAACCAGGUACUAUGUCCGGGAUGGUUGUUCUCAAUGAUAUUCCUGUGUUUGCGUUAUUCGAUACCGGAGCAACGCACACCUUUAUUUCACGACGGUGUCUCGACGCCAUCGGAGUUCGUGCAGUUACCGCUGUCGAUCCUCUCGAGGUUAGUUUAGCCUCGGGACGAAAGAUAGUGACUUCAGCUAAAGCUACAGAUCUUAGCCUUUCUAUCGUAUCUAAAGCCCCAUAUCGCAUGGCGCCUAAGGAGCUACAGGAGCUUAAGACUCAGAUUCAGGAGCUGUUACGACUCGGUUUCAUCCGACCGAGU
Molecule: messenger RNA, 1267 nt
Organism: Striga hermonthica
Lineage: Eukaryota; Viridiplantae; Streptophyta; Magnoliopsida; Lamiales; Orobanchaceae
Source: the annotation of a GenBank genome assembly